AAUCAUUUUUCCAUUUUCCGGGACACUGAGAAUUUCCUUUCUUUUAUUGUGACUUUGUCAUCCAUAUUUCAACGUUGACCAAUCCAUUAGCCAAAAAAAACUCGCCACCAAAGAGAACGAGAGGAUCAUUUUUCACUAUUUGGGUAGAUCUUGUUCAUGGAUUCCAAUAAUUUUAUAAGAUCACAGAAGCUAUUGGAGUUGUCACAACGAUUUCGUGAAACGAAGUCCGUUUUCCAACUUUCAGUUGACUCCUCAAGCAAUCAAUCAACCCAAUCUGAACGACUGAAAAGACCCAGCCGAGCUGCAGUUCUAAUCUGCCUAUUUGAGGAAGGAGACGAUAUCUAUGUUAUUCUAACCCAACGAUCGUCGACCCUGUCGUCUCACUCUGGGGAAGUGUCUUUGCCUGGAGGAAGAAGAGACGAAAACGAUACAGAUGAUAUUAGAACCGCGUUGAGGGAGGCUGAGGAGGAAAUUGGAUUGGAUCCUGCCCUUGUUGAUGUUGUAACUGUUCUUGAACCCUUUGGAAGCAAGGGUAAUGUUAGUGUGGUUCCAGUGAUUGGAAUACUAUGGGAUAAACAAGCAUUCAAUCCACUUCCAAAUCCUGAAGAAGUAGAAUCAAUCUUUUAUGCUCCUUUGGAAAUGUUUCUCAAGAAUGAAAAUAGACGAGAGAAGGAGAUAGAACACAGGGGAGAGAAAUUCUUGCAUCACUAUUUCUAUCACAAAACGAACGACAGGGUAUAUGUGAUAUGGGCUCUAACAGCCGGAAUCUUGAUAGACACCGCCUCCCUGUAUCAACAUAAAUCAUUUGUUGUAGAUACAACUGCUUUGAAGAUCAUAGGAGAAGUUCUUGACACAUUAAUUCGAUACUUGUCGACCACUUCAAGUAGUUGUGGUUUGGGUUUUUAUGAUCAGACCACAAUCACCAUUUCGCCGCCAAUUCAAGUGGAGAUUUUCACAUUAAUAAUUAAUUGGCCACUUGACUAG
Lactuca virosa is the source of this 984-nucleotide messenger RNA. The record is from the annotation of a GenBank genome assembly. Lineage: Eukaryota; Viridiplantae; Streptophyta; Magnoliopsida; Asterales; Asteraceae.